Messenger RNA from Cyphellophora europaea CBS 101466, 789 nucleotides. RefSeq lists its product as uncharacterized. The record is from RefSeq and is a predicted model, not a curated record. Bases 1 to 789 code for a protein of 262 amino acids. Lineage: Eukaryota; Fungi; Ascomycota; Eurotiomycetes; Chaetothyriales; Cyphellophoraceae. The transcript is spliced from 3 exons.
AUGGAAAUCAUCCUGUCGCAACGGCUUCUGCUACAUUUGCGUUUGGAGACUUGGAAGAGCUCGAUAUCUCCUGCAUGGUCUCCAGUGCUAGCCCAUGACCUCGAAACCAGUUCUAUCGAUGCGAUCGAAUCGGCUUGGCACCAUAUCCUCCUCUCGAUCCACUAUCGUCGGGCUCAGCUGCUCAUCAACAGACCAGCAGUGCUCUUCACACUGAGGGAAUGGGUAUUUGGUGAUCCGCUUUGUGAAGCCAGCACUGAGACUCUGGUCCGUGUGCUCCAGGAGGACUAUAAAGCCGCGAAAGAGCUCGUCAGCGUUGUGAAUACUUCAUUGCAGGCUGAGAAUUUCCUGCGGCGUCACAAUAUAUGGUUCCUGGUGAACUACUCCGUAUUUGCAGCCUGCGUUCACAUGUUUGGACAUCUUCUUGCAUGUGGGAAGGAGCGAGACAUUCUCUUCGCAGCAGAAAUCAGUCUUUCGGAGGUUCGCGGGCUGCUACAAACGAGCCUCGAGCUGCUGAAACGUGUCGGUGCCCGGAGCUUGAUGAGUCAGAAAGGCGCAGCAUGUUUGCUGACCUUUCUUGAUGUCUUUGAUGCGUUCGUGGCUACCGAGAUGACGGCGUCAACGGUGAUUUCAGACCAGCUUCCAGACCCCUCAAUGGCUCCAGUGUUGGACUCCUCGUCUUUUCAGACGAGCGGACUUCUCUCGGACUUCAUUGUACAGGCCACCGAUGACUUCUUCUUUGACGGACAUUCUACAAAUCUCAGCUACGAUCAGUAUGGCACUUUCUCUUGA